Molecule: messenger RNA, 2133 nt
Organism: Rhopalosiphum maidis (corn leaf aphid)
Lineage: Eukaryota; Metazoa; Arthropoda; Insecta; Hemiptera; Aphididae
Exons: 8
Coding region: 371-1900 (509 amino acids)
Biological process (GO): transmembrane transport
Cellular component (GO): membrane
Molecular function (GO): transmembrane transporter activity
Source: RefSeq, a predicted model, not a curated record
UUCAUAAUAUGUUCGCGUACGUGGUAUGUGUAUUUCUUUUAUUUUUACCAAAUUCUUGAGUAAUCGUUCAACAAAAUAAAUAUUUUUUUGUUGAUUAAAAUUAAAAAAAAAAAAACAAAAAAAAUACGUAAUAAAUAGCAAUAAUUAUGAUUACAACUCAACUUUUACAAUACUAGUAUACAUAUUAUAUUCAUUAAAUCAGUUUAUUCGAUGUACGCAGUGAAUUUAUAAUUUCCGCGUACACGUCGACGAUUUAACUCGACCUAUAGGUGUCGUCAUAUCUGACCGCGUUUUUCCUACACGUCGUCGAGGCGGGUCAAACGUCGGAGCUGCGACAGACGACCGACACGCAAAAAAAAUAUAAAAAAAGAUGCAAACGAACGGCGGACAACCCGCAGCAGGCGGCGGCGACAUGUCAAAGGUUUCGCGUGACCGUGACACGCCGACGGCCUCGGAUACCGUCUGGUCGCGGACCAAACGCGCGCUGAGCAGCAUCCACGUGGAACCACUGGUGUGCUGUUACAUCGUGUCCCGGACGCUCAUGCUGCUGGCCACGCAGAACCUGAGCUUGCAGAAGGCGUGCUCGGUCAACCUCCGGCUGGACGACGGCACGUGCGCCGCACUUCUGGUCAAAUCCAAGACGAACGUCAGCGCGCCACUGGACCGGGACGAAGUGGCCACCCAGCGACUGGUGGCCGACAUGCUCCUGUGGCAGCUGAUCGUCCAGAGCGCCGUGCCGUGCGCGCUGGCCGUGUUCGUCGGGUCCUGGAGCGACCGGCGCCGGAAGCGCGUGCCGUGCAUGUUGGUGCCCGUGGCCAGUGAACUGGUCCGCGUCGUGGGCCUCGUGGCCUGCGUUCACUGGUUCCGCGAGCUUCCCAUGGAGGUGGUGGGCGUCAUCGAAGCGGUGCCGACGUCACUGGCCGGCGGCAGGAUGGUGCUGUUCAACGCAUUGUUCAGCUACGUCGGCGACGUCACCAGCGAAGAAUUGAAAACCCUACGAAUCGGUAUAGUGAACUUACUAUCCACAGUAGGCAUGGCCAUCGGUACAGCGUUGUCUGGUAUUACAUUUCAGAAACUUGGGUUCUACGGUGUGUAUGGCACGUCGUCGACCCUGUGUGUAAUAGGUCUGCUAUAUGGUUUGAUAUUCAUAAAAGAAGUGUCACCACCGAACGAAUUGGACAAUAAAACGAAAACACAAAAUAAUGGUGUAUUUAAUGGUUUUUUUAAUGCGAAACACAUUCAAGAAGCGUUUAAAGUUACUUUCAAAGACGGCCCACAUAACCGAAAACUCAGAAUAAUCAUGUUGAUGUGUAUUGCAUUUUUAAUCAUGGGACCUUUAAACGGUGAUCUUUCGGUAUCGUAUUUGAAUACGCGUGCCCGAUUCAAUUGGAACGAAGUGGAUUUCAGUGUGUUUUCUACUUUCUCCAUGGUCACUAAUGUAGCAGGUACAGCAAUUUGCAUUGGCUUAUUUAGUCACAUACUUAAAAUCGACGAUAGUUUAAUUGGAGUAAUGGCGUGUGCAGGAAAAAUUGUUGCCGGAAUAUGUUACGCUUUAGCGACAGAAGAAUGGGUAUACUAUUUGGGACCGUUAGUAGAUAUUAUGGGAGGCACAAUUUUCAUAACAGCGAGAUCUAUUAUGUCAAAAAUAGUCAAACCAGAAGAACUAGGACAAGUGACGGCUAUUUAUGGAAUCGUCGAAUCACUCGUUCCGAUUGUGUUCGGCCCACUAUACACAGUGAUCUACAAAAAUACCGUAGACACAUUACCCGGAGCGUACAGUUUAGUAGGAUCAGCUUUAGCUAUACCUGCGACUAUAAUAUAUUUGCGGAUGUACAAAGAGAGCAAUCUAUCAAAGAAACAUUACGAUACAUCUGAUAAAGUUGAGGAUGAGAAACUCUAAAACAGCGAAGUCUAAAAUAAUGCAAACUACAAGGUAAUUGUCAAUUAAAUUAAUCAUCACACAAAGUUAAGUAUGAUAAAGAUCAUCGACGUGGAAGUAUCAAGAACAAAUAAAUUUUACUUGUUUUUAGUAUUAAUAAAAUAAUAUAUUCUAUAAAUAUAAAGAUAAAUUAUAAAGUUUAAUAUUUGAAAGCCAAAUUAGGUUGAUCGGUUUUUUUUGUUCGAUAUUUAUGC